CUGCAUAGUGCUGCUCAACGCUUGCAUCGUCUCCCGACAUCAGCACCAUGCCACCAAAAAAGCAAGCAAACAAGUCAGACCCCAAGCGCGGCGAGAAUGGCGACGAGCCGGUCCUUCAGGCCGUGGUCCUGGCCGACUCAUACAACCGCCGCUUCGAGGUGCUAUGCCUUGACCAGCCCCGUAUUCUCCUCCCUCUCUGCGGUAUUCCCCUCCUUGCGUACACCCUCGAGAACUUGAGCCAUAGCAAGGUCAAGCAGGUCUUCAUCUUCUGCGGCGUGCAUGCGGACAAGAUCCGCGAGUUUGUUGCCAACUCGCCGUUCAACCGCCUGCUUGACAUUCAGUGCUUGGCAUCCCAGACAGCCCGCACCGGUGGCGACGCGCUGCGCGAGCUUGACGAUAUGGGUGUGCUCAACCCCGAGAACCCCUUCAUCCUCGUCCACACCCCCAUUGUGUCCAACUACGACAUCUCGCAGAUGAUCGACGCGCAUCGCAAGCGCCGCGAGACGGACAAGAACCUAAUUAUGACCAUGGGAGUUGGGCGCGGCGGCCGCCAGCACCCCGAGGCGCCUAUCAUGAUGGUCCACCCCCCCUCCUCCCGUCUCCUCCAUUAUUCUCUUAACCCUCUCUCGCCAGCGCAGAAGCACGUCGCAUUCCCUUCCCAGCUCUUCCUCGACCCCUGGCCGCCCACAAUUGACGAGUACGAGAUUUGGUCCGGCACCAACCCCGCCUCUCAGCAAGGUGGCUACCGCGACCUCGGCAUCGACAUUUGCGAGGCUGACGUGCCUGCUCUCUGCACUGAGAACUUUGACUACCAUGACCUGCGGCGGCACUUUGUCAACGGCGUGCUCACAUCCGAGCUGCUAGGCAAACACAUCAACGUGCACGUUGUGGGCGACGAGACACCCGAAGACCCGAAGGAGCGUCGCGCCGGAUCAGGCCGCUACGUUGAGCGCGUGAGGGAUACACGCACUUACGGAGAGAUCACGCAGGACAUCCUCAGACGAUGGGUCUUCCCUCUCGUCCCCGAUAUCGGCGUGCACGGUACCGAAUCAUAUGAGCUCCGCCGCGGCAACGUGUACAUUGCGCACGACAACGUUAUCCUCUCGCGGACGACGACGUUGCAGGGGCCAUUGCUCAUCGGCGCUCGCAGUGUGCUGAACAAUAACACUCGCAUCGUGCAGACUACCCUUGGCCGGCGCUGCCUUGUCGGCGCCAACACCACCAUUAUCUCGUCUUAUAUCUUCAACAACGUGAACAUUGGCGACGACUGUUUCCUCGACGAGUGCAUGAUUGGCAACAACGUCACUAUUGGCGAUGGAGCGCAUAUCGGCAAGGGCGCUCUCAUCGGCGACGGCGUGACCAUCGGGGCUGGGGUCAAGAUUCCCAUGUUCGCACGAAUUGGAAGGGAGCCAUACCGCCCCGAGGGUUGGGACUCGGACGACGAGGAGGAGCCAGAACGCGAGGAGGGAUUGAAGCAGUUGAACCUCGACAUCUUGGGCUCUCAAUCGAAAGGCUUCUUCUGGCCCACCGAGGAGGAGGAGUCCGCGGAGGACUCGGACGACGAGGGAGAGGACCCAUUCGAGCACCCACGGAACAAGCGGCUUCUGCAGCUUGGCCGCCGUUUGUCUAAUCUCUCGGUGUCCACCGUCUCCCUCUCCACGCUCUCCAUCGCCUCGAGUGACGAAGAUGAGGGGUCGUACGACUCUGACGACUCGGAGCUCCCUGAUCUCGGCCUCGGCGAUCUCAACCUCGCUGGCGGACCCUCUCAGGCGUUCUACACCGAGUGCCAGUCGUCCCUCGAGCGCGCAUACGCCGAGGGUCACUCGAUUGAGAACGCCGGUCUCGAGCUCAAAACCCUCGUCAUGGGCUACAACUCGGGCAUCGACGCUGCGCGCCAACAAGUCGUCAAUUUCUUCAUGGGCAAAAUCACGCUCGACGGCGGCAUGGCCAACAUCCUUGCAGACGCAACCAAGAUUUGGGCCCGAUGGGGCGGCAUGGCCGUCAACCUCUCGCGCGACCUGUCGGACAUUGCGCUUGACAUUCAGACCUUUUGCGUCCACAACGAGGAGCACAUCCCGUACUUUGGCCUUUUCCUACGCGCCUUGUAUGACAGCGACGUGGUUGAUGAGGACGCCCUCAUUGAGUGGCGGUCGCUCACGGCUGCGCGAGGCGAGGGAGCAAAGGUCGACGAGAAGGCCGGAUAUCUCGAGGCUUUCGCCAAGGGGAAGCAGUACGUGGACAUUCUCGAGGACAUGGAGAGUGACGACGACAAUGACGAGGAUGAGGAUGAGGAUGAGGACAGCGAGUAGACUGUAGACGCGAUCAUACAUUUGCAUUACAUGACGUUUG
This is a messenger RNA of Cutaneotrichosporon oleaginosum, 2349 nucleotides long. RefSeq lists its product as uncharacterized. Gene Ontology annotation, cellular component: eukaryotic translation initiation factor 2B complex. Gene Ontology annotation, molecular function: transferase activity; guanyl-nucleotide exchange factor activity; translation initiation factor activity. NCBI's taxonomy places the organism in Eukaryota, Fungi, Basidiomycota, Tremellomycetes, Trichosporonales, Trichosporonaceae. The record is from RefSeq and is a predicted model, not a curated record.